Molecule: messenger RNA, 1085 nt
Organism: Glycine soja
Lineage: Eukaryota; Viridiplantae; Streptophyta; Magnoliopsida; Fabales; Fabaceae
Product: chaperone protein dnaJ 8, chloroplastic-like
Exons: 3
Coding region: 386-847 (153 amino acids)
Source: RefSeq, a predicted model, not a curated record
UCAGCGGUUAUUGUCCCCCUCUCAUUUUCUGUCUCUUUCCACGAAAUGCGUAGAUCCACGUCACCCACCUUGACUCAAAUGGAUAAGAACACUUCCAUUCCACCUCAGAUUCUCUCCUUUUUACCAUUCAUUAUUUUUCCUAUUUAAAUCUCUUCCAUUCCAACUUUAGAGUCUACUUCAUUUGCGUAUGCUUUCCUUUGAUCUAUUCUAUUCUUCAAUAUCUUAGGGUUCCGACAGAUUCCCCAUCAAUUCAACCACUUGCCGUGUUAGUUGAUCCAUUCUUAUAAAAAGAUCAAAGACUCAUUAUUUAUAGCCAAAGGCCUUCUGGGUCGUCGUGAAUCUAUCUUGUGUUUGAGAGAUUAAGACAAAACUUUUUGCUUUGCAAAUGGCUGCUGCAACUGCUGCAACUGCUUCUUGGAUGCGAUUCAAAGGCGGCAAGGAAAGGAAGCUAACCAAGAUGAAUAAAUCCAGGAUUAAUUGCUCUUAUUCUUCUUCUUCUUCUGUGAUAGAUCCUUACAAGACCUUAAGAAUAAAACGAGGUGCCUCUGAAUCUGAGGUUAGGAAGGCUUUCAGACAGCUCGCUCUGCAGUACCAUCCAGAUGUGUGCAGAGGGAGCAAUUGUGGGGUGCAGUUUCACGAAAUCAACGAGGCUUAUGAUGUUGUGAUGUCCAAAUUGAGAGGAGAAUCAAAUGAGGCAGAAUCGUAUGAGGCUUAUUAUGAUGCUGGAGGCAUCGAUGAGCCACUGAGGGGAAUGAACGAUCCAGAUUGGGACAUGUGGGAGGAGUGGAUGGGAUGGGAAGGAGCAGGAAUCCGUGACUACUCGUCUCAUAUUAAUCCAUACAUUUGAGAAAUUUGUUAAUAAUUAUAUUACUAGCCUUUUCAAUCAUGAUUGUGCAUCAUGUCCCCACCCAAGGUGGUUGCUUUGGUGUUCUUUGUAUAUACUCCAAGUGAGGCCUCUCUGCAUAAUUCAAGCUGAGGAAAUCACUCUUUAAUCCUUAAAGACGAAUCAUAAAGCUUCCAUGACAUGAGUUCCAUCUGAUGAUAUUAUUAUUAAUAAUAAUAAUAAUGUUUGAACAUUAAAAUAA